UGAGUCAAACAGUUUUAAUAAAAAGUAAUUUUAUUAGUUUUAUGUUUUAUAUAUAAGUAUUCAAUAAUAAAGAGAAUUAAAUAAAAUUAUGGAUAACUUAACUAAAGUUCUUCAAGAUUUUCAAAUCAAUGGUUACGCUAUUAUUGAGGAUUUCUUGUCAAACAAAGAAGUGGAAACAUUGAAGAGUGAAUGCAAAACAUUGAUUGAUAAGGGAUUAGAUUUACGGGAAGACCAGACUAUCUUCACGACUGGUGAUAGUCAACAAACAAACGACUAUUUUAUGAACUCUGGCGACAAAAUUCGCUAUUUUUACGAAAGUCAUGCCUUUAAUGAUAGGGGAGAGUUGGUUGUAGACAAGUACUCGUGUCUUAAUAAGAUUGGACACGCAUUGCAUUGGAUGAGCCAACCAUUUAAAGAGAUCACAUUCAGUGACAAAGUUAAACAAUUAGUUAAACAAAUUGGUUUUGUUGAGCCAGUGGUCGUCCAGAGUAUGUAUAUAUUUAAAAACCCGGGCAUCGGUGGUGAAGUAAUGCCACAUCAGGACGCAACAUAUCUGCACGCAAUACCUGAUCCUAAAGUAAUUGGUCUUUGGUUUGCUUUAGAAGAUGCAACGACAGAAAAUGGUUGUUUGGAGUUCAUCCCCGGUUCACAUCAUGAAGGACUACAUACUCAAUGGAUUCGUACGACUGAUCAAAAUGGAUCAACUGUUAUGAAGUUAACUAAAGAGUGCAAUCAAUUUAAAGACAGACAGUUUGUGAGCGCACCCGUCAAGAAAGGAUCAGCAGUUGUUAUCAAUGGUUUUGUCAUUCAUAAGAGUGCAAUCAAUCGGUCAACUAAUCCAAGACCUAUCUAUACUUUCCACAUAUUUGAACAAAAGGAUAGAGUUUGGGAUUCAUUCAAUUGGUUGCAACCGACACACGAUAUGCCCUUUCCUUCUCUAUAUAAAAAUUAAUUUCUAUUUUUAAAUAUCUAAUUAUUAAUAAUAAA
Oppia nitens is the source of this 987-nucleotide messenger RNA. RefSeq names its product phytanoyl-CoA dioxygenase domain-containing protein 1-like. The coding region runs from base 89 to 952 and encodes 287 amino acids. NCBI's taxonomy places the organism in Eukaryota, Metazoa, Arthropoda, Arachnida, Sarcoptiformes, Oppiidae. The transcript has 2 exons. The record is from RefSeq and is a predicted model, not a curated record.